This is a messenger RNA of Arabidopsis arenosa, 1271 nucleotides long. The record is from the annotation of a GenBank genome assembly. Lineage: Eukaryota; Viridiplantae; Streptophyta; Magnoliopsida; Brassicales; Brassicaceae.
GCAGUUUUGUUUUACUCUUUGAAGAUAUCCUCUGCUCCUAUAUUUGAGGGUAAAGAACCUCCACAAUUUGUUGCACUUUUCAAAAAUACUGUAGAAUGACAAAGAAAGGUUCAUCAGACGGAAUCAGCUGGACUUAUUCAAUAUCUGGAACUGGAGUUCACAAUAAUAAGGCACUACAAGUUGAAGCGAACUUCACCAACAAGAAGGUUUCCUCUGAGACUGUCAGGGAUUGUCACUUGUUCUCCUUUUCCUCCAACAGCGGGAAGAAAAUGUGGAAGAUUACUGAGAGCAAGUCUGGAUUAGAAGAAGCUGGUGUCUUGAUUGGGAAAGUGGAUCUUGAGGCUAGAAGUUUGCAGCUGAGUGCUAAAGCUUUGUAUCUUUCUAAACUAAAAGAGUGUAAAUCUGAUCUGAACCAAUUGAAGAAGGAAUUGAAACGAAUUUGGAAAGUGGAUCUUGAGGCUAAAAGUUUGCAGCUGAGUGCUAAAGCUUUGUAUCUUUCUAAACUAAAAGAGUGUAAAUCUGAUCUGAACCAAUUGAAGAAGGAAUUGAAACGAGUUUUGUCCUCAGAUACUAAGCAGUCUCGCUGUGGCGAAUUGAUGAAAUAUGGAAUUGCGGAUCUGCAUGCAGUAUCUGCUGAUCAAAGAAGAAGAUUGGCAAUGUCAGUGAAGAGGCUUGACCAAUCAAGAAAUAGAGUCAGGGAGAGUAGAAGACUAAUGCUGGAGACAGCAGAGAUACAGGGGAUAUCACGUUUUGGGCUCUUUCUUUUAAUGGUCCUCAGGCGAAGUCCUUAUGAUGCAUCUUCUGCUGCUUAUGCGAUAAUAUUGAUCAGUCUAAUGCUAAAUCGUACAGCUUGUAGGAGAGUCAAGAUGGUUUGCGCUCUAUCUGGACAGCGAGGAUGCAUAGUGCUUGUAAUUCCGGUUUUCUGAUUACUUCAUAUCUAUAAACCUUUUUCUUCUAUCAGGUUGUCGAUGAUUCUAGAUACGCAUAGAUUUUGACGUUCCAAGAUAUGGAUUUUCAGGUUCCUUCUGUUCUUCAGAGAGAUAAUGUUAUGUUGAAAGUCUUUUGUGAUUAGUUGGCCAAAGUGAUUGUAUAGAUCAGUUGUUUCGGCUCUUGAUUAUGUGGGGUCACUUCUUCGUGUUAGGUUCUCUUUAAUAAAGAGGGUUCAUGUUUUCGCUCUUGCUUUACUUUGCUUAGGAGGAUGGGUUUCUUUUAGUUGUUUCCUGAACUCUCUUUGGUUGUUUAUGUUCUUUGACUAAACGUUUCCUUAGAGU